This is a messenger RNA of Caenorhabditis elegans, 640 nucleotides long. RefSeq names its product Actin-related protein 2/3 complex subunit 5 (gene arx-7). The record is from RefSeq and is marked reviewed. The transcript has 3 exons. Bases 11 to 469 code for a protein of 152 amino acids. Gene Ontology annotation, biological process: actin cytoskeleton organization; regulation of actin filament polymerization; Arp2/3 complex-mediated actin nucleation. NCBI's taxonomy places the organism in Eukaryota, Metazoa, Nematoda, Chromadorea, Rhabditida, Rhabditidae. Gene Ontology annotation, cellular component: actin cytoskeleton; cytoskeleton; Arp2/3 protein complex.
AUAGGAAAAAAUGUCGAAAAACAUGCAAAACACCUCGUACCGAAAGCUGGAUGUGGACUCUUUCGACCCGGAACAGUACGAUGAGAAUGACGAGACAGUCGAUACUCCUGGACUUGGACCCGAUGAGCGCGCGGUUCAGGGAUUUUUGAGCUCGAAUCGGCUUGAGGAUGCUCUUCAUGCGGCUCUUCUCUCCCCGCCACUUAAAACCAAAGAUCAGAACGUAAAAGACCGCGCCACACAGCUCGUCACAAAAGUUCUGCAAUCCUUCAAAAACGCGGAAAUCGAGGCGACUGUCCAGAAGCUUUCGAUAGAAGAAAGUGAUAUUCUCAUGAAAUACGUCUACAAAUCAAUGGAAAUCGGCGCCGACGCGGCCGUCUGUCAGUCUUUGCUCGCGUGGCACGCUCAACUCGUCGCAAAAUUCGGUCACGGAGCCAUUAUGCGUGUCUUCUCCGGUCGCCAACGUCUCUGAUUUAUUCCCGAAUCGUUGUGUUUGCUGUGAUAUUCAUUCCCCCAUCGCUCUCCACAUGUUUCUUGUGAAUUUUGAAUAUUUUUUGUUUCGCCUUAAGCUUUAUGAUGAUAUUUAUUUUAAUUCUUUCUGAUAUUCGAAAAAGUUUUUGAAAGAUAAAUUAAAGCACCACGG